CGAGUGACGAAGGGCACAACUUGUUCGUCUUCUAUGUGCAGCUCACAGAUUUUUUAGAGCUGCUUAAAACACAAACGAAGAAGCCUGCAAUACCCCUUUGGAUUCAUCAAAUAAGAAACAAGAAAGAGCUAAGGGCAACAACAGUUUACACAUCAAUGGCUACAACUGCAGAAGUCUUUUUAUCUCUCUUUCUUGGGAGCUUCACUUUCUUGUUCUUGUACUUCUACAAUCUCUUCUGGUGGAAGCCGCUGCGGCUUAGAAAGAAGCUGCAGCAUCAGGGAAUCGAUGGCCCUGCGCCGUCCUUCUUCUUCGGCAACAUCCCGGAUAUCAAGAAGAUUCGACUGGAAACUCAAGCCACAAAGAAUCAAGAAAGCAUCGGCAAUCGCGUUUCACAUGAUUACCUGUCGCGCCUGUUUCCCCACAUAGAGAAGUGGAGAGCCGACUAUGGUCCGGUGUUUGCAUUCACACUGGGGAACAUGGUGACCGUAUGCAUAUGCGACUUUGACGUAGCGAGAGAGUUCUGUCAAUGCAAGUCUGCUGAAUUCGGAAGGGCUGCGUAUCUGAGAAAAAACAGGGGAAUUGUGUUGGGUUAUGACAGCCUCAUCACUUCGAAAGGGAAAUCCUGGACACUCCAGAGGAAAGUCAUCUCGCCCGAAUUCUUCAAUGACAAAAUAAAGGGAAUGGUGGGCAUGAUGGUUGAAUCUUCCGUCUCCAUGUUGGAAAAAUGGGGAUCUCAAAUGGAGGAAGCAGGGGGAGCUGCUUCAGUACGGAUCGACGAGGAUUUAAAAAGCCUCUCUGCCGAAAUGAUUUCAAAAGCAUGUUUUGGGAACAAUUAUGUUAUUGGGAACGAGAUUUUUACCAAAAUGUUAGUGCUUCAGGAUUUGAUAAGCAAGCAGCAAGCUAUUGUUGGUCUUCCCGGGGUAAGGCACCUUCCUAUGAAGAUUGCUCGUGACAUUUGGAGGACAGGAAAAGAAGUCGACCGAUCUAUUCUGAAGCUGAUGGACGAUGAUCACAACGCCGGCGGGCAGAGCUUCUUACAGGCCUUAGUCAACAAUUUUGGCCGUGGAUCGAGCGUCAUUGUAGAUAAUUGCAAGGCUAUGUUCUUGGCGGGAUAUGAAACUACUGCCACUGCCACCACCUUCGCUUUAGUACUUUUAGCACACCAUCCUGAGUGGCAGGAGCGUGUGCGUGCCGAGGCAGUAGAGAUCCUUGGAAAUCAAGCCCCGAAUAUGGAGAAGCUGCACAAAAUGAAAUUGUUAAAUAUGGUGAUUUACGAAACAUUGCGCCUGUAUUCUCCUGGACCAUUCGUGACGAGAGAAACGUCCGAGGAAAUGAAGUUUGGUGACUUUGCGAUUCCGAAAGGCGUCAACGUCUACCUCCCCUCCUCGCUGUUGCAUCAGGACCCGGCCAACUGGGGCGACGAUGCCCACAAGUUCCAUCCAGAAAGGUUUGCGAACGGCAUAUCUUCGGCGUGCAAGGUCCCGUAUCUGUUCGUGCCUUUUGGGACGGGGAUACGAACCUGCGUUGGCCAGAACUUCGCCUUAACAGAACUAAAGAUAGUUCUGUCUCUCCUGCUGUCCAAGUUCAUUUUCUCUUUAUCCCCGGAAUACAAACACUCGGUGACGUAUAAGCUGUUUUUUGAGCCCGAACAUGGGGCACAAUUGAACAUGGAGAAGAUCUGAAAUUGUCGCUCUUCAAGUAUGAACAGUCUGUCGCAUUGGAAGCUGUACCGUGAAGAGGUAUAGUGAUGAAAUUGUACUGCAUAUCUUGUGUUGGACAUUUCUGAACUAGGAACUUCAGGCCUCCUAUUACCUUGAAUUCUGCACGUCUUACUGCUUAAUGUUCAAUUAUGAAUGUAGUGGACAAAGCCACGGACAAACUGCAGUCGAGAUCUCCUGAUGAGGGAUAAUUGUUCAGAUGUGCAGAUUUGUUUCAUACAGUGAUUACAACCCUGGCUGUUCAUUAA
Molecule: messenger RNA, 1966 nt
Organism: Rhodamnia argentea
Lineage: Eukaryota; Viridiplantae; Streptophyta; Magnoliopsida; Myrtales; Myrtaceae
Product: cytochrome P450 714C2-like
Exons: 5
Coding region: 156-1682 (508 amino acids)
Molecular function (GO): iron ion binding; heme binding; monooxygenase activity
Source: RefSeq, a predicted model, not a curated record